AUGAGUGUUUUGUUUGCCAAUACGCGUGCUAGUCAUGGUUCCAGCUCUGGGAAUCUGUUGGAAUUCAAGGUAAUUAUGACAGUUUCCUUGAUUUUAAUUGUGUUUUUAGGCUGGAAGAACCAUUUUGGAAACAGGGUCUUCCCCAGAAAAAAGAAAAGUUGUGUCCGAUAAAACCAAGGGCCUUGUCUUCAUCAAGCAAACUCCCGACCAAUUGGUUCAUUUCUGCUGGAAGAAUCGGGAGAAGAAUACUACAGAUCUUGUAAGUGCCGUGACUUUUAUUCUGAUUUGUUUAGGACUUGAUUAUUUUUCCGGGUGACACCGAAUUCAUCAAGAUCAAGGAGUGCGCUGAUGGAAGAAUGUAUAUGCUGAAGUUCAAGAGCUGUGAAGACCAUAAACUGUUCUGGCUUCAAGACAGUAACACCGACAAGGACGAAAAGGUGUGCAAGAAGGUGGGUAUAUUAAUAACACUUUGUUAUGAUUUUGGGUACCUAUUUUACGAUAAUAUUUCAGGUAAACGAUCUUUUAAACAAUCCUCCUUCUAAUCGUGCUUCUGCUCGUGGAGGAAGUUCAGAGCGUAAUUCUCAUGCUCUUUCGGCUCUGACUUCAGCCAUGGGAGGCGAUGAAAUGGGGGCUUUGGGUAACAUGGAUCAGAAUCAGAUAAUGCAGCUAUUCUCUUUGAUGAAUGGAGGCAACCCUGAUAUGCUCCCUCAGCUUCCUCUAACCACUAGAGGGCCUUCUCCGGCAACUUCUUCGGCUCCUGCUCCACUUGAAACUCCAAAAAUUAGAAAGCAAGGAUCGGGAGAGAACGUGGAAAUAGAUGCCGCCACUCUAAAUGAUAUCUUCUCCAAUCUCCCCAGAAAGGACAAGCCGUAUGUUGAGUUGGCAAAGGUUCUGAACGGCCCCAACCUCAAGGACACCAUUGAUAAGAACUCGGCGGAUCUUCUUUCCCAUCUCCCGACAACUUCUGAGAAGCCGGAAAAAGAAUUAGAAAAGUCCCUGACCUCGCCUCAAUUCCAACAAACCGCUCAUUGGUUUGGAUCGGCCCUCCAUUCCGGCCAAUUGGGGGAAGUUAUGAGACAGUUUGACCUUCCAGAUAGUGCUGUCAAGGCUGCUCAUUCAGGAGGUAAGAUGGCAUACGGUAAUUUUAUUCUUCCAGACAUUGUUCAUUUUGGAAAGGAAUUGACUAUCGCUUUGAACAAAGAGGCGGAUAAAGCCAUCAACGAAGCUGCUGCCAAGGAAGAGAACACUGAAUCCAAGAAGGACGAUCCCUCGGAUGAACAAAUGGAUCUGGAUUAA
Messenger RNA from Bursaphelenchus xylophilus (pine wood nematode), 1296 nucleotides. The record is from the annotation of a GenBank genome assembly. NCBI's taxonomy places the organism in Eukaryota, Metazoa, Nematoda, Chromadorea, Rhabditida, Aphelenchoididae.